Messenger RNA from Stegastes partitus (bicolor damselfish), 2384 nucleotides. RefSeq names its product cilia and flagella associated protein 298 (gene cfap298). Gene Ontology annotation, biological process: regulation of cilium movement. The record is from RefSeq and is a predicted model, not a curated record. Lineage: Eukaryota; Metazoa; Chordata; Actinopteri; Pomacentridae. The coding region runs from base 114 to 986 and encodes 290 amino acids. The transcript has 8 exons.
GAGCGGACCUCAUUGAGGAGUCAUGCCACCGGUUGUAAACAAAGUAUGAGUCCAGUCUGAACAGUAGAAGAAACGUGUUGUGUUUGUCGUUUUACCACACAGCAGGUGGCAGGAUGGUGCAGCUGCAUGUGAAGCGUGGAGAUGAAAGCCAGUUUCUUUUCAACACCACAGUGGACGCGCCUCUGGAGACGGUGAUCCAGCAAAUUACAGCCAUUUACAACGGGAGACUCAAAGUGGACAGAUUGUGUUCAGAGAUCCCAGAGCUGGCAGACCAUGGCAUCGCACUGCCGCCCAACAUGCAGGGCCUGACAGAGGAGCAGGUUGUGGAGCUGAAACUGAAGGAUGAAUGGGAAGACAGUUGCAUCCCCAGUGGAGGGCCAGUAUUCAAAAAGGAUGAGAUUGGGAGGAGGAACGGACAAGCUCCAAAUGAUAAAAUGAAAGAGGUGUUGAUGCGAACAGUGGAGGAGGCGAAGGCCCUGAUCUCCAAAAAACAAGCUCAAGCUAGUGUUUGUGUCACUACGGAGAUGGUAAAAGAAGCGCUAGAUCAACUGAGGGGUGCAGUCAUGAUUGUGUACCCCAUGGGGCUUCCUCCUCAUGACCCUAUCAGGAUGGAGUUUGAGGACCAGGAAGACCUUUCAGGAACACAGGCUUCUCUGCAGGUGAUCACGGAGGACGAAUGCCAGCUCUGGUGGGCUGCCAAAGAGAUGCAGAGGGGGAAGAAAUUGCAGGACUACAUUGGCAAAAAUGAAAAGACAAAGCUUGUGGUCAAAAUACAAAAGAAAGGACAGGGGGCACCAGCGAGAGAGCCCCUGAUCACGGAUGAGCAGCAGAAACAGAUGAUGAUGCAUUACCACAGAAGGCAAGAGGAGCUCAAGAAACUUGAGGAGGCAGACGAUGACAGCUACCUGGACUCAGAGUGGUCAGACAGAGGGGCUCUCAAAAAACAGUUUCAAGGCCUCACAAAUAUCAAAUGGGGACCAAGAUGAAGGCCAGUACCACUCACAAUACCGACCGGAGCUGCUUACGGAAGAGCUCUAUAUGCAGCUGGCCAAGAUGCCUUAUCGCAAUCCUAAAAUCAGCUUCCAGUUGUUGUUAUUCGAGGUCUUCCAAAGAAAAUUAUAUGUACAGCUGAUGUGAUCUUAUUGCAGGAAGUACAUGUAUUUCUAGAGUAAACAACUGCCAUACACUGUAACUGAGCUGCACGUAUAUAUAUAUAUAUAUAUGAAAGAACAGGUAAUAAUAUCACAUAGAGGUUGAUGUCAUAAAAAACCCAAUUUAUUAGAAAAAAAUUUUGAUCCUCGAAUUGCUUUACUGUUUUACACAUUUUUAUUGAAGCUGUGCAAACAAAAGUUAGAAAAAAGUAUAAUCUGUAAUUUUUUUCUGCGUGUAAAAAGAAAAAUAAAACUUGACAUUUUCCAGUGUAAUCUAUACACAGUGUUGUUACAUUUUGUAAUAAUUAUGUAUAAAGGUCCCAUGACUUCCCUUGGAGUGCAGGGACAAGGAUGCAACACCUUUCCUCUCUUUGUCUCUUAUUAGUGGCACACGCAUCUCUGAAAGUCGGUGCUGCUCUGAGGCAGGAAGGUGCUACGUAGCAGUAGAUGGUCACCCCAGCAGGGACGAGCAAGCUGUAGAGGUCAGACUGUUUCACACACUGGAAACUGUGGGUGGCGCUGGUGCCGUGAUUCAAAGAGGUGUGGCCAGUUUCAAGGAAUACUGCAUAAAAAACCUUCAACAUGUAAUGCGAGGAUAACUCUCACUGCUGUAUAUUCAAAUCUGACGCCUCUUUAAAGAGACAGUUAUGGCAGGUGGAACUAGAUAGUCUCUUUUGUAAAUAGCUGCCAAGUUUAACUACCACUAAUGUAGUUAUACUACAGGGACUAAAAACAUUGUAAUUGCCUAUUUUUGUCUGUCAAAACAAAUCAAAAUGACUUUUGCCAUUUUUUUUUAAAAUGAGCAUUAAAAAUUGUUUACCACAAAUAUAUAAAAAAAAAACAUUUAUUUAAAAUGUGUUUAAAAAACAUCUUCUCUGAUUUAAUCCUGAUUUUGAAAGGCGGUUUUGGAUUAGAGCUGACGCUGUUUUCAUGGUCCCUGAUAUGUUCUUUGGUUUAUAUCACCAGUACAGCUGCUCUGAAGCUGCUUGACAAUGAAUCAGUAAUGUUCUUUAAUGACGUGAGAGCUUCAUGGCCACUCACCGGUGAUUUUGCUCUUUUUGUAGUAAACAACAUUUUAGCCUAAAAUCUGAGCUUCAUUUAAUGAUGAAUAAAUGCACCACGUUAAUGCCCAAUGCCCACCCUCUUUGCAGCAUGAAAUUGCAAAACACAACAAAACGUUUCUCGGGGCAUCAAUAAUCCAUCGCAAAGACCUGCAUCAUGAAAAAAAAAAAA